AGGGCACCUGAAUACCCUGGGAAGGAGCAGGAAAACAUUCUGUCAAGCUCCCCUUCCUCUCCUAUGCUCCAUCUACUCUCCAGCUAAGGGUGUCCUGGUGCACAGCAGCAAUUGCAGCCCUGGCUGCACACACCUGCAUGCAGAGUGAUCCAUGUGAGGAGCCUUCCUCACACCAGAAUAGCGUGCCACGUCUACGUCCUGUUCACCUCUCUUCACCACCCUUCCCCACCGGUGUGACAUUGCAUGGCAUGGCCAGCGGCUGGGGCCUGAGGGCAGGGACGUGGACAUCAUCCCAGGCAUCCUGGAAUGCAUCCUCUGGGGGAGCGGGAGCCGGGAGCGGGGCCCUGUCUGGCCCCUGGUACAGCGCACACAAGACUCAGCUGUUUGGAGUUUUACUUGCUGUUGCUUCAAAUUUCCUCAUCAGUGUCUCUUUGAAUAUACAGAAAUGCGCUCAUCUCCGACUGGUGUGCCAAGCAGAGCAGAAGCCCUACUACACGAGCAGGCUGUGGUGGUGCGGGAUUGCCCUCCUGGGGCUUGGAGAGGUGGGCAAUUUCACAGCCUAUGGACUCGCCCCCAUUGCUCUUGUCGCUCCACUGGGAUGUGUUUCUGUUAUAGGUAGUGCAUUUAUUUCUGUCUUUUUUCUAAAGAAGACCAUGAGGACUGCUGAUAUAUUGGGAGGAACACUGACAAUAACAGGGAUAUACUUGUUGGUGACAUUCAUUCCAAAUGUACCUCAGGAGCUCACAGCAAGACAAGUGCAGAACUACCUAGUGAGCUGGCCUUUUUUGGUAUAUUCAAUUUUAGAAAUUCUAAUAUUCUGCAUUCUCCUCUAUUUUUACAAAAGAAAGGCUGUGAAACACAUCAUGGUUUUGUUAAUGAUGGUAGCUCUACUGGCAUCACUGACUGUCAUUGCUGUUAAGGCUGUGUCCACCAUGAUAGCACUUUCUGUGAAGGGGAAAAUGCAGCUAACUUACUCCGUUUUCUAUAUCAUGAGUGUUUUAAUGGCAACUUCUUGUGCUUUCCAAAUCAAGUUCUUGAAUCAAGCAAUGCAUCUGUAUGAAGCAACAGAAGUUGUCCCCAUUAAUUUUGUGUUCUUCACCACCAGUGCCAUCAUUUCAGGGGUCAUAUUUUAUCGGGAAUUCCAAAGUGCAACUUUACUGAGUGUGUUCAUGUUUCUGUUGGGGUGUCUCCUAUCUUUCCUUGGCGUGAUUAUAAUUGCAAGAAAUAAAAAAGAGGAGCAUUUACAAAUUCCUUUUAUUGACUGUGGACAUAUUCCUGGACAAAAACUGACAGGCAAAAUACAACCAGAUUCUCACUGUUCAUGCUAUGGCACACUGAAUAAGGAAGACGACUUGGUGAAAAGGCAAAGCUGAAAGAAGAAAGCACUUUACAUGCCAGUUAACCGGAGGAACACAACUGGAACAAGGAUCAGUAGCACCUUCUUAUUGAACAUAUUCAAGUACACAUUGAAUUCCUGGAUGUUGAUGAGUCAUAGUAUUAUUUAAUCCUAAUUAGUUUAUCCCAUGAUUAUACCAAAUGUGUUCUAAAGAUAAAGGAAGCCUUAACAAAAACCAAAUAACCAUUAAUGAAAUGGAAUAUUCUCCUAGUAUCAAUGCCUCUUGAGGACAUUUUUAGGGUUUUAAUUGAUUUUAAAUGCAAUGAGAAUAGAACAGGAUUAUAAAAAUUCCCCUUUGGAACCCCUCAGAUCUGUGUAAAUGUUUAAAGACAAAGGUGAGACAUUUGAAUUUUUGUAAGUGAUUUCAAAGUAUUCUGCUAUAUAUAUAAUCCCUUUAAAACCCUUUCAUUCCUGUUCAGGAGUCAAAACUGUAAGUAUAUAUGAAGUAGACAAAAAUAGAAUUGUGUCUACUAAAAUACAAAAAUAAUUUUGUAUUUGGUGUAGAACAAUCCUGAUUAUCUCCUACCAUCAGAUUAAUUCUCUUAUCUUCCAAGGAAAUCAGUACUUAUGUGAGGAGUGGGAAGAUGGUGCUUGCCAUAAACACAGGCAGGUGGGCACACACACACAUUUGAGGUGCCCAGCCAAGGCAGGAUUAGGGUACUGUAUUUGACAUUUUACAUCCUCCCAGAGGAGUCCUGUGCAGUGGCUUCCAUGAUCUGUUAGCAUAGUCUGGUCUGAGUUUUAACUUCUGUGAAGAAAAUGCAUGGUUCUUCAGAGGAAGUGGGGUAGCCAGGGUCCCUCUCUUGGUAUGUCUUGGAAAAAUACCUCUAAAAAAUUUGGGCAACUCCUGUCACCACUGGUAAUUCUGCAUGAGGAAAGGCUGUAAAAAGCAGGGCCACAAAGAGUCACAGUAAUUGUACAGUUUUCCCUUAUUUAAAUGGUUGUGUCUCCACACCGAUUUGAAGAACCAGCAGUGAUGGGAAUAAUGACAGUAUAGGCUUUGUGUUCAGAUUUGGGAUGUAUUGGUGUCUCUCCAUCCCAGUAUCCUACCAAAAAACUUCUUCAAGGAAUUCAUCAUGGAUGCACUUAUUCCUCUGUGAUAGUAGUGAUCCACCUCAGGCAGCACAGAGGGGCUGGUCACAUCCUCUGCCUAAACAAAUGAAAGUGCUCUUGAAAAAUGUUCAUGUCUUGUUUUAGGAUUGAAUCAAUCUGCAGUUAUGGGUAGGGGCAGUAAUGGGUAGAGGUCAUAGACUGUGUACUUUGUUUCAGAUCUGUUUUUUUUCUCAAAUAAUUGUAUAUUUAAUUUUAAGAUAGGUACAGCUGAAGAUCCAUAACACAGUUUUGUUUCAAAUGCUGCAAAGCACACACAGAGCUGUAGUGUUUCGUGUGCAGCAGUGUCCCAGGAACUAUGGCAUUUGGGCACUUGUGAAGCUGUUUUUCAAUAUGGGUCUUUUCCAGCUGACACAGGAUAAAACUCCGUGUCUGUACCUUACUUGUACCAACAGCUUGGCUUGGCCUUCCUUUCCCAACCAGCAUCUUGAGUUCAAGUUUCUAAAGAUUAAAAUUAAAAAAGCACAUUACUUUUACGGGCUUUGUCCAGGGAGUAAGGACAUGCCUGUCUUUCUUUUGCAAGUCAAAUUUAAGCUGCUUUCUAAGUCUCAAGUGAGAGUAUGUGCUAAAGAUGGAAAUAAGAGGCCUACAAGUUUUCAUUCUGUGACCUGGGAAACAAAUGGGUGAAAGGAUUUGGUAUUGUUGUUUUGUUAAAUGAUUGGCCUUGGGCAUCUUUCUGAAAUCUGUUUCCAUGGCUCAGGAGGACUGCAGGAGGUAAUAAAGGUUACCAGCUGUAGGAUUUUCUCUUUAAAGCAAUAAA
This is a messenger RNA of Taeniopygia guttata (zebra finch), 3266 nucleotides long. RefSeq names its product NIPA like domain containing 2 (gene NIPAL2). NCBI's taxonomy places the organism in Eukaryota, Metazoa, Chordata, Aves, Passeriformes, Estrildidae. Gene Ontology annotation, biological process: magnesium ion transport. Gene Ontology annotation, molecular function: magnesium ion transmembrane transporter activity. The record is from RefSeq and is a predicted model, not a curated record. Gene Ontology annotation, cellular component: membrane.